Messenger RNA from Bemisia tabaci, 1395 nucleotides. RefSeq lists its product as uncharacterized. Lineage: Eukaryota; Metazoa; Arthropoda; Insecta; Hemiptera; Aleyrodidae. The record is from RefSeq and is a predicted model, not a curated record.
UCUCCCAGUAACGAGUGCUGGCUUAAUCACGUUUUAGUUGUGUUUUUUCAUUGCGCGCGGCUCCUGAUCGCGAUCGAAAUGAGAGCAUAUCUUGUGUUGACCAUAUGCAGCGUUACUGGCGCCCUCGCUAGCGUCAUCCCACCCCCCGCAUUCGUCGGACCAAGGACGACCGCACUCGAGGUCAAGAUCGGACAGCAGUCGACUGACGUGCCAGUGUUGGACCUGAAUCAGUUUUGCGAGCUCCUGGAGUCGGACGAGCAGCGGACGCAAUGCCUCGACUACGUCAGUAAGCACGUGAUCGUCGGACCUCAGACUCCUGAGGGCCUUAAAACUGACGACAAGAAGGAGAAAAAUCAAAAGGAGAAUCCAUGGAAGCUUCGUGGCGAAUUCGAUAGAAUCCCGCUCGAUCUGCAGGUUUUUGUCCCGUCGGAAAACAGCUGGUACCUUCAAGACUCACACAAUCACAAGUUCCUUGGAAAACCCCUUAUCAGGGAUGAUAAGAAGCCAGUGAGUAGUACAGAUGGAUCCGAUGGAAAGCGCGAGACCCUGGUCCGACUUUGACAUCCCUUCUGGAAGAUCAAGAUCAUCCUUGAGUGAAGUAACACCGUCCAGCUGCUGAACAAAACUCUCCAUUUUUCGGAAUACUUCAUACGUAAACUUAAUGGGUAUGCCAAAGUUUCGUCUGGAGUGUGUCGAUUUUUAUUCUUGUGAUCAAUGCCCUCUCAGUCCAGCGAAUAUAUUUCAACUGAAAAGUUCACCCGGUAUCGUCCUAAUGCACUUGUUCGUAUACUUGCACAUAAUCCUGACAUGGCCAUGAAAUACAUAAAUGAAAAUGCAAAAGUUUCUAGCUUAAGCUACAUCUUGAAUUGAGUCUACGAGUUUCGUUUGCACGUAUUUCCGCCAAACGGAACCAUGUGCAUUAUGAAGUGAGCCCUGUUAUGCAUAUAUCCUUAUGGUUCUCAGAGCUCAUGUCUCAAUGUACAUGGUUCCGUUUGGUAGAGAUACGUUCAUUCAAACUGUAAAAAGGUCUCUUGGUUUCAAAAAACAAUCCUGGAUUGGGUCCUUUUGAAAAUUCAUCAAUAAAACGAUCAACUACUCUCCUUGAAACUUGUGCUUAAAGAGACAUUUUGAGUAUCCUUAGUUUAUAAACUUUUCAACAUUCAAAAUUAUUGAAUCCUUGACUAUAGGCAACAUAAUUGAAAAUCUGUCCACACAACUAACUGCGAGGCUAAAAUUUCAGUAAAAUUCGUCAUGUUCUCCAUCGUUGGAUUCUGUUAGUCUAAAAAUGUCAAAGAAUGAUGUCAUAAUGAAUAAUAAAUGAGCACAUAAAAAACUCUGAGGCAAAAUACUCAAAUUGUUUGUGUUAUGUUAAAUAAAUUGUUGUUUUAAUUCAAA